This is a messenger RNA of Neocloeon triangulifer, 1563 nucleotides long. RefSeq names its product transducin beta-like protein 2. Gene Ontology annotation, biological process: endoplasmic reticulum unfolded protein response. Gene Ontology annotation, cellular component: endoplasmic reticulum. Bases 133 to 1500 code for a protein of 455 amino acids. The transcript has 7 exons. NCBI's taxonomy places the organism in Eukaryota, Metazoa, Arthropoda, Insecta, Ephemeroptera, Baetidae. Gene Ontology annotation, molecular function: protein binding. The record is from RefSeq and is a predicted model, not a curated record.
AACAGAUGGCGAAAAACCGGCAUAUUUGGCAAGCAAAUUUUCCUUUUGAUGAACUUCGUGAUUGCUUUUUUGGAUCAGAGAUAAAGGGUUGGCGGUGGAAAACCAGAAACCGAAAGGGACACGUCAAGAAAGAUGAGCGCCGUCGAAUCGCAAGAGAGCAACGUCCUCAUCCUCUCAGCCGUCAUCGGAGGAGCCAUCCUAUUUUUCAUUUUUUACUUCCUGAAAGCGGCCAAGUCUGAGGAAGACGAGAGCCAAAAACAAAACGCCGAAGCGGAAAAGUCGAGGCAAGGUUCCCGUAACGGAGCUGCUGUGAAGAACAAAAAUGACGAAGGAAAGCAAACCUCAAAGAAGAGCAAGCCACCUGUCCGGACCGACCAGAAAGCUGCAGCCUUCACUCAUCCCUGGCUGUCCACCUCGCUGAAGGGACACAGUUCGACCGUCCUGUCGAUGGACUUCAGCAGCAAUGGCAAAUAUUUGGCGUCUUGUGGUGAUGACAGAUCUGUUUUCCUAUGGCCUUCGAAGGAUUUCACCAGCAAGGAACACAAGAGCCUUCGGAUCAACAUUGAAUUUGAUCAUGCAACUUACAUUCAAUGGAGUCCUGACUCAAAGGCGUUCAUCAUUCACAAGGCAGUGGAGAACUGCUUGGAAGUUUACAAGCUGAAUAAAAAGUCUGAUGGGCAUGGUUUCAGUGGUGCCACAAAAUUGACCACAUUCCCAAAGCAACACGUCGAGGAUGUUGUCGGCAUGGGCAUUUCCUGCAAUGGCAAAUUCAUAAUGACCUGCUCAAAACUGACUGACCUUGUUCUGUGGGACUUGAAAGGGCAAAUCAUUACCACGGUUGACACAUACCUGAUGAACAAUAAUUGCGCCAGGGUUUCUCCCUGCGGUCGAUAUGUUGCUGCUUCAGGAUUUGCACCUGAUGUGAAAGUGUGGGAAGUUGUGUACAACAAAUCAGGAGAUUUCCAGGCCGUCAACAGAGCUUUUGAGCUUCAAGGCCACAAGUCUGGUGUGCUGGACUUUGCUUUUAACUGUGAUUCGACAAAAAUGGCCACAGUUUCGAAGGACGGAACUUGGAAGGUUUUCAACACAAAAAUUGAGUACCAGAAGGGAGAAGAUCCCCAUUUGAUUCAGACCGGAAAACACGACUAUGCAUCUCAGGAAGGCAAUCGAAUUGCCAUUUCGCCUGACGGGCAGUUGGUUGUCUGCUCGUCAGGGUCUUCCAUAUCCUUUUAUUCCGUUGAGACUGGAAAGUGUGAAGGAUUCAUUCAAGAUGUUCACACCAGCCCCAUUACUUGCGUCCUCUUUGAUUCAUCUGGGGAACAUUUGUUGACUGCUGGUGAUCGCCACAUUCGAGUCUUCCACAAUGUUGUUGGUUUCCAAAUCAAGCUGCUCUCACUGAAGACCAGCCUCAAGGGCAGUAACCAGUCAUCGGCUAUGAAGGAAAGAAUCCAGCAACAAAUUUCCCAGACUGAGACUUUCUUGAAGAAAUUUGAGAAUUAAAAAUUUUCUAUUUUUGUAUUUUCUUACGAUCUGAAAAGUUAUAAUAAAUGCCACAGAAACAAA